AUGGAACUUGAAGCUAACAAUAGAGGAAGCAAAUUCUCUUCAUACGAAAGAGUAGCAGCCAUAAGCUUAGUAGUUCUUGCAGUGGCUUCACCUCUUUACAUAGAUCAUAGAUCAGAGAGUGAGUUGGAAGACGAUGAACAACCAAUUAGUGUUGCUUUUUGGUUGCCUAUGUUGCUUAUUGUUUCGGUUUUAGUCAUAGUUGUAUCAGCUUUUUGGAUAAGAGUUUCACAAGGUUUGAUCGUAUUGGAUUCAUAG
Molecule: messenger RNA, 255 nt
Organism: Vicia faba (fava bean)
Lineage: Eukaryota; Viridiplantae; Streptophyta; Magnoliopsida; Fabales; Fabaceae
Source: the annotation of a GenBank genome assembly